Molecule: messenger RNA, 977 nt
Organism: Dissoconium aciculare CBS 342.82
Lineage: Eukaryota; Fungi; Ascomycota; Dothideomycetes; Mycosphaerellales; Dissoconiaceae
Exons: 1
Coding region: 107-676 (189 amino acids)
Source: RefSeq, a predicted model, not a curated record
GAGAUCCGCAGAAGAAUGAUAAUGAAGGGGACCAAAUCGUGGGACUGAUUGAGACCCUUGCUCGAAAUCUUUCCAGUACUGUAUAGUAUUACAAUAGCAAAUACCAAUGUCGGCGGUCACCGCCACGUCGCUUGAAUGUCUUGUCCAUCUCCCGGCGCGGGCGUGGGCGAUGGUGGUGGUGGUGGUUGUAGUGGUGGUGGGGAAACACAGGCGUGAUCCAGCGCUGGUUUUGGUCUCUCCACGCAUUUCAGUCGCGUAUUGUACUGAACAAUCACAUCACCAUCCUUCCGAGUACUAUCACCGCCCUCACUCAUGCACACACACACUAUGGUUGGUCAUUCAUCACCACCACCACCGCUCCUCUUCCUUCCACCCACACUCCCGAAUCCAUAGAAAUCACAGUGCCAUCCUGUAUAUAGCCACAGCUCUUCCGCAAUACAUACAUCUACUUCUUGGUACCGGCUCAGCUCACAAUAUCCUUCUCUCCCCUACACUUCAUAUUCCUCUCGUCCACAGCGCCUUCCCUUGUCCUAGACACUGCGAAUGCUACUGCCGCCGCUACUACUAUUGUAUCUUGUCACCCCGUGCCACCAAACACCAAGAAUUCCUACCGAUCGUCACUCCUCCCGUGACCUACCGUGCCGACAUUACGACACACUCCUCCGCGAGAGUUUGAGCAAGUUUUGACUACACUACCGCUUCCCUCGACAAGCGAGAGGGUGUCCAAAAACACAUAUUAUUAUUAUCAGAGCCAUCACAAUGAACGCCCAACAAGUCGCAUUCACAGCCGACAACAUGGAAAUGAGCCAAACCGCCGCCUCAGCAGUCACCUCCAUCGUCACAGGCAUGGCCGCUCCUACGAGUACAGUGGUCUCGUCGAUGGGAGGCAUGGAUAUGAGCCCUACAGUUUGCAAGAUUUCUGUAAGAUUAGUCCUCGUCCGUGGUGCAUGGCGGUAGAGAGAAGGAAGAAAGAAAGA